Aaosphaeria arxii CBS 175.79 is the source of this 974-nucleotide messenger RNA. RefSeq names its product putative glutathione S-transferase 1. Lineage: Eukaryota; Fungi; Ascomycota; Dothideomycetes; Pleosporales. The transcript has a single exon. The record is from RefSeq and is a predicted model, not a curated record. Bases 158 to 832 code for a protein of 224 amino acids.
UAGGUCAAGUUUCCAUAAUGCGGAGCGGAAUUGAUGGUACAGGCAAUGUAUAAAGAGGUAGAUAACAAGCUACAUCUCAAGCAUCACCAGUCACAAUAAUCACAUCAUCUUCACAGUUUCAAUUACUAUUCUACAGCAACAAACACCAUUCCACAAAAUGUCCUCUUCAACUGUGCAGCCAAUCAAAGUCUGGGGCAAGGGAGGCCCAAAUCCCCCAAAGAUCGCAAUGAUUGUAAAAGAGCUCAACAUUCCUCAUGAAAUCAUCCCGAUCGAAUUCUCCGAACUCAAAAAACCCGAUUUCCUUGCCAUCAAUCCUAAUGGACGCAUGCCCGCAAUCCAAGAUCCCAACACCAACCUCACACUUUGGGAGUCCGGUGCUAUCAUCGAAUAUCUGAUUGAGAAGUACGACGUAGAACGAAAGAUCUCAUUCGAGCCAGGUACAUCGGAGUACUACCACGCUAAGCAAUGGCUCUUUUUCCAGGUCUCCGGCCAAGGACCAUACUACGGACAAGCUGUCUGGUUCAAGAAAUACCAUCCGGAGAAGGUGCCUGGCGCAGUUGAGCGUUACAUCAAAGAGAUCGAGCGUGUGACUGGCGUUUUGGAGACGCACCUAAAGGCCCAAAAGACCAACGGAGAGGAUGGACCUUGGCUCGUGGGAGACAAGUUCUCUUACGCCGAUUUGGCCUUUGUUCCCUGGCAGGUAUUAUCAUCUGUGCUCCUCGUGGAGGAUGGACUUGAUCUGAGCCCGUUUCCGACCGUUCAGAGGUGGAUCGAUAAUCUGAAGAAGAGGCCAGCGAUUGGCGAAGUCGUUGCGGAAAUGUUCAAGCAUUGAUACUUGGGCGCUAUCUUUGAUUAGCAUUUGGAACGGGCGAAUCUGAAUAUGCGGAAUUGGAAUGACAUCAUAUAGACUUUAGUAAACGACAUAAAUGGAAUAACGUGUUUCAUAAGCGAGCUGGCACCCCAAGCGAGCUGGC